UAGGUGGUAGCUCUGCACCAGGAUAUCCUCCUCCCAGGUCGUCGAAACAACAAACCGAACUACGGAGCAAGCGGGGUGAGAGAACGUCCGAAACCGCCUCUGACCGCGACUUUUAAACUCUUUUUACAGAAUUGUGGCGGAAUUCAGACGGAGGCUGUAUACGAGUAGUAAAAGUUACGAUUGUACCGGGACUACAUUUCACAACAAGGUCACAUGCAACGUCUCCUGCCUUGUAUUUUGUGAGGAUUAUAAGCCAGUCGUAAGUUAAAGUUAUCCAGAAGAUGUUGCAACAAUGAUAGCACCAGAAAUACCAUCAGAGUUCGCCUAUACUCAGGAUACAGACACUCGAUUCUCCUCAGACACAGACUUCUCUGAGGAUCCUGAUGGAAGGAGUGCAAAUUCAGCUAAAGGAAAGGGUGGAAAGAAGGGGAAGAAGGCAGCAGGGGAGAAAGGAAAAGGAGGGAAGGGAGCAGGCCGUAUAAAUGGCCACCACCAAGAGAAUGGCAUGGAAAACAUGAUGCUGUUUGAGGUUGUGAAGCUGGGAAGGAGUGCAAUGCAGUCUGUUGUUGAUGACUGGAUUGAAUCUUACAAACAUGACAGAGAUGUUGCACUGUUGGAUCUCAUCAAUUUCUUCAUCCAGUGCUCAGGAUGCAAAGGUGUGGUUUCUGGAGAAAUGUUUCGCAACAUGCAGAACUCUGAGAUCAUCCGACGGAUGACAGAGGAAUUUGAUGAGGACAGCGGUGACUACCCUCUAACCAUAGCCGGGCCCCAGUGGAAGAAGUUCAAAACAAGCUUUUGUGAAUUCAUUUCGGUGCUAGUGCGCCAGUGUCAGUACAGUAUCAUCUAUGAUGAGUAUAUGAUGGACACAGUCAUCUCCCUUCUCACCGGACUAUCGGAUUCCCAAGUCCGAGCCUUCAGACACACCUCAACACUGGCAGCCAUGAAGCUGAUGACAGCCCUGGUGAAUGUAGCUCUAAACUUGAGCAUCAACAUGGACAACACCCAGCGCCAGUAUGAGGCAGAGAGAAAUAAAAUGGUCGCUAAAAGGGCAAAUGACAGGCUGGAGCUGCUGUUGCAAAAACGUAAAGAGCUCCAGGAAAAUCAGGACGAGAUUGAAAACAUGAUGAAUGCAAUAUUCAAAGGAGUGUUCGUGCACAGAUAUCGGGAUUCAAUAGCAGAAAUCAGGGCGAUCUGUAUAGAAGAGAUUGGAGUGUGGAUGAAACUCUAUAGUGAUGCCUUCCUCAACGACAGCUAUCUGAAGUAUGUGGGAUGGACGAUGCACGAUAAGCAAGGCGAAGUACGUCUAAAGUGUCUCACAGCACUGCAGGGCCUCUAUCACAACAGAGAACUCAAUGCCAGACUGGAGCUCUUCACCAGUCGCUUUAAGGACCGCAUCGUCUCUAUGACUCUUGACAAAGAAUAUGAUGUAGCAGUACAAGCUAUUAAGCUACUUACUCUUGUCUUGAAUAGUACAGAUGAGGUGUUGACUCCUGAGGACUGUGAGAGUGUCUAUCACUUGGUGUACUCGGCACACAGGCCGGUCGCAGUUGCAGCUGGAGAAUUCCUUUUUAAGAAAUUGUUCAGCCACCGAGAACCGGAAGAUGAAGGUGCCCCCAAAAGGAGAGGCAGACAAAGUCCCAAUGCCAACCUCAUUAAGACCACUGUCUUUUUCUUCCUGGAGAGUGAGCUCCACGAGCAUGCAGCUUACCUAGUGGACUCACUCUGGGAAUGUGGUGCAGAGCUACUGAAAGACUGGGAGUGUAUGAUCAGCUUACUGCUAGAUGACCCAUUGCCAGGAGAGGAAGCUCUUACAGACAGACAAGAGACGGCUUUGAUUGAAAUCAUGCUGUGCACUGUACGCCAGGCUGCUGAGUGCCACCCACCUGUUGGAAGAGGAACAGGGAAGAGGGUGAUGACGGCUAAAGAGAAGAAGACUCAGCUGGAUGACAGAACCAGAAUAACAGAGCUGUUUGCUGUGGCUUUGCCCCCUCUACUGGCAAAGUAUGCCGUGGAUGCAGAGAAGGUGACUAACUUGUUGCAGCUUCCGCAAUUCUUUGACUUGGAAAUUUAUACCACAGGGCGUCUGGAGAAGCACCUGGAAUCCCUGCUGCGUCAGAUCAAAGAAAUUGUGGAGAAGCACACAGACACUGAGGUUUUAGAGUCCUGCUCUAAGACUUACCACGCCCUCUGCAAUGAGGAAUUCACAAUCUUUAACAGGGUGGACAUAGCCCGCUCCCAGCUGCUGGAUGAGCUGGUGGACAAAUUUAAUAGGCUAUUGGAGGACUUUUUACAAGAGGGUGAAGAUGCUGAUGAAGAUGAUGCUUAUCAGGUUUUGUCAACUCUAAAGAGGAUCACAGCUUUUCACAAUGCACAUGACCUCUCGGGAUGGGACCUUUUUACCAGCAACUUCAAGCUGCUCAAUACUGGCAUAGAGAACGGGGACAUGCCUGAGCAGAUAGUCAUCCAUUCACUGCAAUGUACCCACUACGUGAUACUGUGGCACCUGGCCAAGUUAUCUGAGGGCAGCUCCAGAAAGGAUGAUCUGGUGACCCUGAGGAAGCAGAUGAGGGCAUUCUGUAUGAUGUGUCAGCGCUACCUCACCAACGUUAACACAGCUGUCAAAGAGCAGGCGUUCACCAUCCUCUGUGAUCUCCUGCUCAUCUUUAGCCACCAGAUGGUGUCCGGAGGCAGAGAACACCUGGAGCCCCUGGUCUAUUCUCCAGAGGACUCACUGCAGUCUGAACUGCUCUCGUUCAUCAUGAACCAUGUUUUUAUAGACCAGGAUGAUGACACAAAUAGCACAGAUGGGCAACAGGACGACGAGGCAGUAAAGAUCGAAGCUCUGCACAAGAGAAGAAACCUCCUGGCUGCCUAUUGUAAACUCAUUAUCUACUGUGUGGUAGAAAUGAGGACUGGAGCUGAUAUCUUUAAACAGUACAUGAGGUAUUACAAUGAUUAUGGUGAUAUCAUCAAGGAGACUAUGAGUAAGACUCGGCAAAUUGAUAAGAUUCAGUGUGCCAAGACGCUCAUCCUCAGUUUGCAGCAGUUAUUUAUUGAAAUGGUGACUGAACUGGGUCAUGGCUUUGAUCGCUCCUCCUCGGCAUUCUGUGGAAUCAAGGAGUUGGCACGUCGUUUUUCUCUAACUUUUGGUCUCGAUCAAGUCAAAACCAGAGAUGCCAUUGCCAUGCUGCACAAGGAUGGUAUUGAGUUUGCAUUUAAGGAGCCUAGUCCCCAAGGAGAAGGAGGCCCCCCACGCAACCUGGCUUUCUUGGACAUCCUCAGCGAGUUCUCCUCCAAGCUUAUGAGACAAGACAAGAGGACUGUUCACAUGUACCUGGAGCGAUUCAUGACGUUCCAGAUGGCGCUGCAGCGAGAGGACUGCUGGCUUCCUCUCAUCUCCUACAGGAAUUCCCUACAGGCUGGGGGCGAUGAUGAUACCAUGUCUGUGAUGAGUGGCUACUCCAGCAGAGGUUCUUCCGUUCGCUCCAAGAAGACUAAGCCUCCUGUUGUUACAGCUGGACCUUCAGCAGCCAAGAGGAAGUUGCCAGAAGAGGAGAGCAGCAGCAGCAGCGAAGUCUGGCAGCAGAGCAUGCAGACUCCAGUCAUGAUGCCAUCUCCCCAUCUCACCUCCACUGCCAUGCGGGACCCUAAGAGGGCGCGUGAUGACAGCUUCAUGGGGGUCUACCCCCUCCCUCACGACCAGCAGCAACCCCACCAACACCCGCAGCACCAUCAACCGACGCCCCAGCACCACCAGGCAUCCAUGGAUUACAAUUCCCAGGUGACGUGGAUGCUGGCUCAAAGACAGCAAGAGGAGGCACGCCAGCAAGAAAGAGCCAUGAAUUAUGCCAAGCUCAGGACCAAUCUGCAGCAUGCUAUCAGUCGUCGCGGCACUGGGCUCAUGGAAGAAGACGAAGAGCCGAUUGUGGAGGAUGUGAUGAUGUCAUCAGAAGGCCGUAUGGAUGACCUCAAUGAAGGCAUGGACUUUGACACCAUGGACAUUGAUCUGCCACCCUCCAAGAACCGCCGUGAGAGGUCUGAGCUCAAGCCCGAUUACUUUGACCCUUCUAUCAUGGAUGAAUCGAUGCUUGGGGUGUCCAUGUUUUAAGCUAAUAUCCAGAUGAUUUUGACGCUGGGAUGAGAGAAGAGGCGCUUUGUAUUUAAAGAGAAUUUUAGAAGCGAAAACAGAAGUGUUUUCUGUAAGAAAAGGCAAAAAUG
Molecule: messenger RNA, 4218 nt
Organism: Neolamprologus brichardi
Lineage: Eukaryota; Metazoa; Chordata; Actinopteri; Cichliformes; Cichlidae
Gene: stag2b
Product: STAG2 cohesin complex component b
Biological process (GO): sister chromatid cohesion
Cellular component (GO): nucleus; chromatin; cohesin complex
Molecular function (GO): chromatin binding
Source: RefSeq, a predicted model, not a curated record